AUGGUCGGGCAAGGCCGUGGGGUGGCCAAGGAGGCCGUCGCUCCGCCGUGGCGACCGAGCGCCCGGCGACGACAGAGGGCUCAGGCUGGAGGGCUGCACCGCACGGGCCCCGACCCGACCGCCCACCAAACCAACCGCCUCGGUCACAGAGGCGGCCCGCGACCCCGACACGGACCCGGACCCCCCGGGGCACUGGACACUCCUCGUGCGCGCCGCCUCUUGCCUCCAACGCGGCCAUUCCGCCGGGAGAAGGGGGUCCGAGAAGGCAAGCGAGGCUGCGAGGACACGGUGGGCGCGCGCCGGCCCGCGUCUGGCGAGGAGGGGCGCGGACGGCCGCCUGCCUGCCUGGCGCGGCGCACCGCGCGGCCCGCCACGGGCGCCGGGGCUCGCGCCGCGUCGGGUCUCAGCCAGGCGAGCGGCCACGCGCCCGCCCAGGCCCGCCGUCAGGAUGGCCGAGCGGUCUCCCCUGGAGGCGUGGGUGUCUGCGGCUGCAGCUGCUGCUUUUCCGGCCUCCCCGCCUGCGCCUCGCGCACCCUCGCCCACCCUCCCACUCGCAAGGCCCCACCCCGCCCCACCCCCGUCGGCGCCGACGCACGCGGCCCCGCGCCGGGUGGCGAGCCCUCCUCGCUUCGCGGGCGCCGCGACUUCUGCCUGCUGAACGGCCAAGUCGCUCUCGCAGCCUUGCUUCCACGUCCGCCCCCGGCCGCUCCCCCUCCGCCCGGCACCCUGUCGUCCGCGCCCGCGCCGCCGGCCCGCCUGCGCCCCCCAGCCACACCCAGGCGGCCGAGCCCCCCCGCCUUGCCCGCCAGGGGGCUGCUGCGUGCCCUCCACGCUUCUCCGCCUUGCGGCCUCGGCCGGGCCACACCUGCCUGCCUCCCGCCCGGGACGCGCGCCACGCACCCUUGCUGCGGGCCGGCGAACACCGGCCUUCCGUGCACGAACCCGUCCCGGGAAGGGCGCUCGGCUGGGGUGGGAGCGGAAGCCCUGCGUGCCCGUCCAGCCCAGCCACAGGCGCCCAGCCCGCGCCCCGGCCCUCGGCGCCACCGCGCCCGUUCCCGGGGGAAGGGGGGGCGGGGAAGCCGCCGCCCGGGCCGGAGCCAAGCGCGGCCUGGCGUGCUCCCUGCCUCAGCCGGCAGUCCCCGAGCCAGGAGCCGCUCUGCCCAAGGGCCCCUCCUCACCACCACCACCACCCACCCUGUCAGAGCGGAGCGCCCGCGAGCGCCGUCGGCCAGAGCGCAGGAGCCAGGCUCACAACGCCUUUGGGUCCUCGGGCCUGAGCGCAGCUCGGGGCGGCGGCGGGGGCGCCCCGGGGAGUCGCGCUCCCGCGCUCGCGAGCACCCAGCACAGGCCGAGCCCGGGGUCCCGGCCCCCGCCCGCAAUGGCACGCUCCAUCCCGCCCCUGCCGGAAAGCCAGCCCGCCAGAGGGGUUUUGGGUCGGGACCCGGCAGGUCGCUGAGAGGAACGUCGGCGCGCGGCCGCGGCGACCACGCAGCGCCUGCCCGCGCCUGGGAUUCCGGCGCCGGGAAGACGGCGUCGGCUCCUGGCCCCCUCGGGCGACACCGACAGCGUCGCGGCGGCCGUGGUCGGCGCAGAAGGCGCGGGACCGGCCGAGUGGGCCGGCGGCCCGCCGCCCCGGGGUCCCUCCGAGAGCGCCGCGCCCUGGGGUCCUGCACGUGCCCGGACCCUGGCUUUGAGGUCGGCCGCCCGUCGUCUCCUGCUCGGAUGGAGCAGACAGAUGCCCACUGGGCGAGCGGCGCUCAAGGGAGCGCUCCUGCAACCGCUGGCUGCUACCUGCCGCCCGCUGCCUCUCCCACGCAGCUGCCCACGACCCCUCCCGCCCCCACACACGGCCCUGCUGCCAAGCCGCUGUGGCCCCAAGCCCUGCGGGCUCAGCCGCCCGUGUGCCCAGACACCUCCCUUGUGGUUGCUGGCUUCCUCACCCGGACCCAGGCGGUGGCUCACGGAUUGCGCUGGAAGGCACACCCCACCUCUGGCAGCCGCCGGCCCCACCUCUUCACCUUUCCCAACGUCUGUCUCCAAGCUCCCUGGCUCACUCUCGCCACACUCCGAGAAUCAAUCACCCUCCCAUCAGCCCUGCUCCGCCAGUAA
Molecule: messenger RNA, 2109 nt
Organism: Cervus elaphus (red deer)
Lineage: Eukaryota; Metazoa; Chordata; Mammalia; Artiodactyla; Cervidae
Product: basic proline-rich protein-like
Exons: 6
Coding region: 1-2109 (702 amino acids)
Source: RefSeq, a predicted model, not a curated record